CUACUUUGAUAAUAUGGACAGAUUGAUGUCACAGAAGUACCGACCGUCAACUGAGGACAUUUUGAGGGUCAGGAUCCGGACAACAGGCAUCCUAGAAACACACUUCAAAAUUAAUGGCAUGACAUUCAGGAUGUAUGAUGUUGGAGGUCAGAGGUCAGAAAGGCGGAAAUGGAUCCAGUGCUUUGAUGAUGUCAGAGCAUUGUUGUUUGUAGCUGCCCUUAGUGCUUAUGAUAUGACAUUAAUUGAAGACCCUUCUGUGAAUCGUUUACAAGAAAGCCUUCGGCUCUUUGAGUCCAUAUGUAACAAUGUAUUCUUUGUGGAUACGUCCAUGAUGUUGUUCUUAAAUAAAGUGGAUCUCUUCCAAGAAAAGAUUAUGCGUUCUGGACGACAUUUAAGAUACUACUUUCCGGAAUAUAAAGGACCAGAUUGUAGAGUCGAGGAUGCUGCUCGGUUCCUUCAGCAAGAAUUUCUUGUACGAAAUCACAAACCAUCCAAAGUUGUUUAUCCUCAUUUCACCACGGCAACGGACACAUCAAACAUUCAGGUUGUUUUUCAAGUUGUCAUGGAUACAGUGAUUAAAGAGAAUUUAGAAGCAGCCUCUUUACUUUAAGAUUGUUAUUUGUUGGGUUUGAUUAAUCAUUCAUUGGUUCCAAGAACUAUCUAAAUUAACUUCAUAUAGCAGCUUCAUAUAGAAGACACGACAAUACUGAUGUGCUUUUUAACAAUUCAAAAUUCAAUCUCCUCAAAAAAAAGUAUUGCUCUAAACUAUGCAAUUUUUAUGUGAUGAUAUUAACUCUCCACAUUUUACACACUACUACUUAAAUGGUUUUUUUUUUAGUAUAUGAGCAUUGUCCAAAAUUAUGACAGAAUAAAAUGUGUAUUCAAUGAAACUUUAUAGACAUAUAUGGCUGACUAUUAUUUCUUACCAAAUAUAUAUAUAAAUAUAAUAUAUAUUUUCUUAUAAAAAUUUGUUGAAAUUUACAUUUUAAUGUCCUUCCAUUUAAUGUAUUUUAAGCAGAAACUUUUGGAAAUUUUUAAGGCUGUUUCAUUCCAGUUAAUAAAUCAGUAACAUAACAACAAGUCAUGGGGCCUGGGGAAGAAUAUAAGCCCAUAUAAAUGCCAGGAAAGUGGGCAGAGGGGAUGGUAUUUAAGUGACCCCCUCCUCCCUAACCUAAAAACAUUUAUGAAUAUUAAGACAAUAUAAGCAAUGUAAAUACCAUUCAAAAUUUGAGUUAAGUUGGCUGUCCUUUUUUGUGGUUUAAAUGUCAAGGUUGGGGUAAACUACGGGGCCCCUCAGUACUAGGGCCGGGACUGUUCUCCCCAAGAGCUCUUAGGCUUUACACCACUGUAAUAAAUUACUAGUUUCCUUAAAGAUGAUAAACGUUUUUCAUCUGUAUUUAUUAAUACAGAUGUAUUUAUUAACAAAAGACAUUAACUUAAAAUGAAGUACUGUUAACUAUUUAUUGGUAGAAAAUCGAACCAUUACUUGUAAAGUAUGUGCAAUUUGUAGAAUAUCAAAUUAUGAGAAAAUUUUAAUAUUUAUUGUAAAAUAAUUCAACUUCCAAAAUUGUU
Molecule: messenger RNA, 1572 nt
Organism: Anneissia japonica
Lineage: Eukaryota; Metazoa; Echinodermata; Crinoidea; Comatulida; Comatulidae
Product: guanine nucleotide-binding protein G(o) subunit alpha-like
Biological process (GO): adenylate cyclase-modulating G protein-coupled receptor signaling pathway
Cellular component (GO): heterotrimeric G-protein complex
Molecular function (GO): G protein-coupled receptor binding; GTPase activity; guanyl nucleotide binding
Source: RefSeq, a predicted model, not a curated record